This is a messenger RNA of Brassicogethes aeneus, 378 nucleotides long. Lineage: Eukaryota; Metazoa; Arthropoda; Insecta; Coleoptera; Nitidulidae. The record is from the annotation of a GenBank genome assembly.
AUGAAGUUCUACGAGUACAUAUUCCAGAAGUAUUACUUUGAUGAAAGCGAUAUUCUAAAUAAGAUGCCCAUUCAUAUGAGAAACGAAGUACAUUUGUAUUGCUGCAGAAUCUUGAUUGAGAAAACUGAUGCCUUCAGAAACUUGUCCAAAAGUGCAAUGGGUGAAAUAAUGGAAUACUUUAAGCAAGAAAUAUACAUUCCUCACAAUGUGAUCAUCAAAUGCGACGAUUUUAUCGAAAACAUCUACUUUAUUUCCUUUGGAACGGCAAUGUAUAUGGUGACUGUAGUUGCACUGGAGAUUACUGAACUCUAUAAAGUUGCCAAAUCUGAAUUGCUUAAGCUUUUUCUUGAAUAUCCCGAUGUCAAACAGAAGAUUUAA